UGGUUCCUUACUGAGCCCCAGUCAUCAUCAAGGCUAUGCAUAGCACUGUCCGCAGUGCCAAUGAAGCAGCAACCAGGAUCACGAACAUAUGCAGUCACCAAUCACAAGGCGCCUCAAGUUUCCGUUUUUGUCCUUUUUUCUGUGUUAUAUCGAUUCAACAGCGCCCGUUCAAGAUGAUCACAGAUUUUCAGAAUGUGUGGGAAGCUCGGUCACGCGUGUGUCAACAAUCGCAUAACAGUUUGAUCUUUGUUUCAGAGAUGUCUUAUGUCUCAGAGGUUGCGGAUUUGCAGAUAUCCAAGUACACCAAUAUUGGUAGUCUUGCAAUUCUCGUAUUUGAUUACUGCAUCACGUUUCAGGAUGAGGUACGCUGGACCUGGUCCAGGCCAUGGGGUUUAAUUCGUGUCGUCUUCACUAUUUCUCGAUAUCUCCCUUUCGUAGGCUCUGGAUUGACUGCAUAUGCUGCACUACGUGUCGGUGGUCCAUGCCCCCCUAGUUUGGCGGAAAAUAUUAUUCAUAUUUUAAGUAUCGUUGCUGCGGAAGGCCUGCUAGUUAUUCGGACCUGGGCAUUCUGGCAAAAGAGCAAAAAAAUGCUGAUUGGAUUAUUGAUUUAUAGCACCGCCACAGUAAUUGGCGCCGUUGCUAUGAAUGUCCUUCCUAAUCACCAGUUGAUUUCAACAGAUGUAUCUAUGAUACCCGGCCCAUGCGGCUUUGAGUCGUCAAGAAACUCUGCACUGGUAUAUACUAUAUUGGCACUUUUCGAAUGUGUGAUACUAGCCCUUACUGCGUAUAAGUGGUUCCGCGACUACCGAGACUCGGAAAUUCAGAGCUCGAUCGUAACCACCGUCUACGGCGGUAGCAUGCUUUAUAUGCUAUGUAUCAUCGCCAUCACAGUGACCAACGUGGUUGUCGAUGCAGCAUUUCCGGUUGGCUUCACAAAUCUGUUUGAUACGCUACAACUUGUCAUUCAUAGCGUCCUAGCCUCGCGGAUUCUAUUCCACCUUCGGAGCAGCGACAGUCAUGCCCAUGAGACAGAUAUACCAUUGAUUUCGGCUCCCCGCUACGGACAACCUUCGCAAAUACAGACGAAGGAGAUCAAAGAUGAAACUAAUGAAGUUUGAGGCGACUCGGAGCUUAGCGGUUUGUGCUCGGAAUUGGACACGAUUGUGUUGAGUAGCCCUCUUUGGUUGUGACUACGAAUGCGCAGUAUAUGAACAAUUUUAUGACGAUGCAUAGGUAGAAACCAGUCCAUGAGCAGGCGCUCUUGCGGUAUUAAUGAGAGGAAAGGUAGAGGUAGACGCCUUGAGAUUUCAUCUCGGCUCGGUCAAGAACCACACCGUCUAUGAGGGAGAGCUCGUAGGGAUGAUAUUAGCGGUAGAGCUGCUGAGGAGAGAAGCAGGCAGGAAGGACUCGAUGGCACUAGGCGUGGACAACCAAGCAGCAAUUUUAGCGACGCAGGCCUUCAAUUCAAAGCCAGGGCAUUACCUGAUGGAUAUCCUUCACGACGACCUAAGAAUCGUCAUUCCAGAAUUUGACCGACGGAAAC
Messenger RNA from Suillus fuscotomentosus, 1543 nucleotides. RefSeq lists its product as uncharacterized. The transcript has 16 exons. Lineage: Eukaryota; Fungi; Basidiomycota; Agaricomycetes; Boletales; Suillaceae. The record is from RefSeq and is a predicted model, not a curated record. Bases 36 to 1118 code for a protein of 360 amino acids.